Mercenaria mercenaria is the source of this 4130-nucleotide messenger RNA. RefSeq names its product nuclear receptor subfamily 2 group E member 1-like. The record is from RefSeq and is a predicted model, not a curated record. Lineage: Eukaryota; Metazoa; Mollusca; Bivalvia; Venerida; Veneridae. The coding region runs from base 128 to 1309 and encodes 393 amino acids. Gene Ontology annotation, molecular function: nuclear receptor activity; zinc ion binding; RNA polymerase II cis-regulatory region sequence-specific DNA binding. Gene Ontology annotation, biological process: positive regulation of transcription by RNA polymerase II; cell differentiation; anatomical structure development. The transcript is spliced from 8 exons.
CUGGGUAUAUUUACGGGUGGUAGACGGUAGUUUAUUUAACUUUAGUGUUACCGCAUCGAAGUGGUGAAAGGUGAUUUAAAGUUGGAUUUAAGUGUUUAUUAAACGUCCGAAAUACAGUAAUGCAAAUAUGAAUAAAGUAGCAGGACAAUCAAGUCGUAUUUUGAUGGACAUACCAUGUAAAGUAUGUCAGGAUCAUUCCUCUGGAAAACAUUAUGGAAUCUACGCAUGUGACGGAUGCGCCGGAUUUUUCAAGCGGUCUAUAAGAAGAAAUAGACAAUAUAUAUGCAAGUCACGUGGUCAGAGCAGUUGCCCAGUAGACAAGACACACAGGAACCAGUGCCGCGCGUGCAGACUUAAGAAAUGUAUGGAAGCAGGCAUGAACAAAGAUGCUGUGCAGCAUGAGAGAGGGCCUCGAAACUCUACAAUCCGUAGACAGGUGGCCAUGUACCUGAAAGAGACUAGCGAACUCAACUCCUUGUACGGCUCUUCUCCAUUCCCGUCCCCCUACAUGCCAGGGUUCUACACGUUUGAACGUCUAAAUGACGGAAUAACCGUCAGUGCAGUGGACCCACCUUCCUCUCCUCUGACACCUAUAGCAAGCCCCAUAACACCCACACCGACCUCUCCGGGGAUCAUUUGUCAACCAACACCCAAGUACCCCCACGAGCUGAUACAGUCCUAUUUUAGUAACCCCGAGGCUGUGUGCGAAGCCGCAGCAAGACUUCUUUUCAUGAGCAUUAAAUGGACAAAGAAUGUACCUGCCUUCUUGGGUUUACCGUACAGAGACCAAGUGACACUGCUGGAAGAAUCCUGGAGGGAGUUGUUUGUUUUAGGAGCAGCACAAUUCCAGAUGCCCAUAGAUGCUUCUACUUUACUGUCAGCUGCAGGUCUUAGCAGCGAGAAUUCUCAAACAGAGAAGGUCAUGAACUUGAUGACAGAGAUUCGAGCCCUACAAGAGAUUAUAGCCAAAUUUAAAACUAUACAAGUCGACGCUACAGAGUACGCUUGUUUGAAAGGAAUUGUACUUUUUAAAACUGUUCUUCCUGGAAACACAUCUAGUGACGUGAAGACGCUCCGAGACUUUCAUACAGUAGCGUCAUUGCAAGACCAAGCUCAAAUGACCUUGAGCAAAUAUAUACAAACCUCUUACCCCACCCAGCCAUUCAGAUUCGGAAAACUUUUGUUGUUAUUGCCAACGCUAAAGACUGUUAGCGGCUCCACCAUUGAAGAGCUGUUUUUCCGUAAAACUAUCGGAAGCAUUCCUAUUGAACGGCUAUUAAUAGACAUGUUUAAAUCAAACGACUUUUGACCCUCUGUCUGGCACAAAGUGUUUAAAUUAUUGUUAUAGAUUAGUUGAAUGUAUCAGAUAUAUUGCAUAAUAUGUUUUUCUUCCCUUAUAAAGGGACAGUAUUUGGUGCAGAACCCCGAUGUAUGUAGAGGUGUAAAAUUAGAUACCAUUUCACAUAGGAAUUAAUGGUUAAGAUAGCAAAUAUCAAUUGCUUAUGUUUGGCAAAGAAAUUUUUUAAACUUUUUGGACCAGAUUAUAAAUGCAGAAAAUGAGAAAUGGAUAAAAUUGUAUACUGUAGCUUUUUCAUAGCUUGUCUAUGUAGUGAUCCUUAUGAUUCGAUUGUUCUGAAAUUAGAUUUUUUGUAUUAUGUUACCAAUGUUACCAUCUAAAUGUAAUAAGUAGAUUUGCCUAUUAAGAACUGGCGGUUAGAUUUACUCUUCUGGUAUGUUUGCUCUGAAAGAACAUAAGUGUAGGAAAAUAGUUUAGAUUUAAUGAUUAUUAGGAAGUUCAGACCUUUAAGUUUCAAAAUGCUUUGGGGUUUGUAGAGACAAUUCUUGUAAUGUUGCGCGGAAAUCUGGUACAUUUGUACAUUCUUACUGUAAACUACCAUUAUUAACAUCAGCUCUAAAUCCAAUUUAGAAAAUAUCAAUAAGUUUUAAUUAAAAAGGAGUUGAUUCUAAUUCUAAAAUAAUUAGCUUGUAACUUUGGUACAAAAUGUCUGGAAGACGCAUAAUCGCUGGAUGUUUGUUAAAAAUGUUUUAUUUUGACUGGACAGAAAAUGUAUUACUAAGAUAUGCAAAAAAUGUCAUUGUUGGUGCAAAACUGUCAAGAUUUAUUUCAUUAAAUCAAUUUUCCCAGAUCAAGAAGUUUAGGGUUUCAUAGAUAUAAAAACAUUUUAACGGUUUCUUGUUUAUGGGUAGCUAGAGUAUCCCAUUCUCUUUAAACUUGCUUCCUUUUCAGAAUUACUACAUCAAAAGUCGGCAUUAAGGUGAAAAUAACCAAAAUGAAGUAAAGUCACACAUAGAAUAGCCAAAAUGUAUUCUUCAUAAAUUUUCAACACUAAAAUAACAAAUGUAAUAUCAGAAUGAUUUCUAACAGAUUGUCUAAAUGGUUUUAUUUAACACUUGCAAUGCCCCUUUCCGGUCAUGGGUGUUAAAGUGUUCAAAAUUGCAGCAAUUUACGAAAUCACAAAGUCAUACUUUCUUACCAUCUAUGCUCGCGUCUACAUUUCGGAACAGUAGACAACACUAUAAGAUUAUUCCGCAGUCGUAUGGUGAAUCACAAGUUACUUUUUGCAAACGUACCCCCGCACCCCCUGAGUUUUUUAACGUUUACCAUGUCACAAUCCUUUAAACGAAAAGUCUUUAGAAUAAGUAUAAACUCAAUCUUACACAAGUUCGUCGCCGAAAAGUGGCUUUGAUGGGAACAUUUAUUAUUGUCAUUUCGACAGUUAAAUUUUUUAUAGCUGUUGGGCUAAAAAAAAAUCCAAAGUAACUACGUAAAGUGACUUUUGUACCAACUCGAUGUGCAUUCGUUAAUUCAUUGUAGUUUUAGUGUCUGCUGUCUGUUUAAAGUCCCAAUGCAUUGUUUUAUAAAAUAUUCGGUCGAGACUAAAAUGAAUGGAUGUGACAUGACUGCAUUCUACGGUCGUUUACCUGCAGUUUUUAAAAUAGGAGAAAAGAAGACAAAACUGCGCACUGCAUAUGGGCUUUUUCUCACGAUGCCUAAUCAUUUGGCCAUUUCUUUCUUCAACGUUAAUAAGUCUACGAACUAUCUGAACGUUUCUUCAUAAUGGCGAUAAUAAGGCGGAAAUUGGCUACUAUCUUUGCGGCUAAUCUUACCUCUAUAUAGUGGAGAGUUUCAAAGAUCGUGAAAAACGAAAAUUUGACGUGACAACUUUAAUGGCGAUUUAAUUGAAUUUCGCCUUUAUUAGAAAAUUGAUGGGCAAUUGUCUGAUAUUAAUUCAGCACGCACAAAACGACAGAGUUGCUAAAUGAGCCAUCCGAUGAAUAAUUAACAAGUAUACGAUAUUUGUGUACUUUGUGUUUUAUUUGAGCUAAGAUCAAAGCUUUUUAAGCGAAAGACAAUCGAUUUGGGAGGCACGUUGAGACUUUAAAAUCAAAUUAUUCAUUAAUUAUGAAAAUGUUCUAUUUUAUGAAGUAAAUGUUUGUUACUUAUUCAAAUUUGAUUUUGUUUGCUCGCAGUAAAAUAGGAUAUUACAGCACGAUCGGAUUCACAUUUUAUUUGAAUGAGAAAGCUAUUUUAAUUUUAAGAAAUGCCUUUUCUCCAGUUGUAAUAAUGCAUGUCUUAAUAUCUUCACAUGAGACUUUGGUUGUCGAGCUGGACUUGAAAAAACACUAAAUCGUUUUGGUGUACAUUUCUACGCAAUUUAAAAAUUUUUAUAUGAUCGGAGUAAGAUAUUCUAAAGAGUAUUUUAGGCUUUUUUGUCUACUUAAGAUUUAAUAGAAGUAAUUGUUGUUAUUACAAACUAUAUUACAGUUCAAAUUAACUAAAGAUUGUAAGAAGAAGGUUUUUUUUCCAUCUCUCUAAAGUGUGUUACUUUUUUUUUCUAUGAAACGGACCCAAAGAUUAAGAUAUACAAAACAGUAUCAGUGUAGCCAUUUUUCAUUUGAUUAGUUAAUGAUUGACUUCUAAACCAAAUCUAAAUAAAUAAUGUCAUAAUUGUUUGAAAAAUUCAUUGUUUUUAUCAAAGUUGUUUUGUCCUUAUGGGAUUCAUAGAUCGCACAGUAUCUCAAUAUUUGUUGUUUGUGAAUCUAAAUUUUGUUUUAUAAAUGUUUAAAAAGAGAGUAUUAUAUUGUCAAUAUUAUUAAAAGUAUUACUA